Messenger RNA from Daphnia carinata, 1062 nucleotides. Its product is annotated as carbonic anhydrase-like. Bases 98 to 985 code for a protein of 295 amino acids. Gene Ontology annotation, cellular component: plasma membrane. Lineage: Eukaryota; Metazoa; Arthropoda; Branchiopoda; Diplostraca; Daphniidae. The record is from RefSeq and is a predicted model, not a curated record. The transcript is spliced from 8 exons. Gene Ontology annotation, molecular function: carbonate dehydratase activity; zinc ion binding.
CCAUCGAUGAAACCAUAUAAAACCUUACAGAGCUACUAUUCGCUACCAACUGCAGUACACGAUUGAACACCGUGAUCAAAUUAAAUGAAAAUUUUCAAUGGACAUGCGAGUGCUAAUAUCCCUCCUGCAGAUUAUCCUAGUGGUCUCGUUUGAACUAGUAAAUGGUGCUGUAAUCGACAGAAACCGUGCAGACUUGAGAAGCGAGUGGAAUUAUGACGAUCCCAGUCUAUGGCCUGUUAACUUCCCAAUGUGUGGAGGUGAGCAACAGUCCCCAGUUAAUCUUGAUCGACUGAUUGGUAUUGAGGCUACCUAUCCAAAGCUAAUGCUCGCUAAUUACGAUAAAGUUUUCGUAGAGGCUCUUAGUAACAAUGGACACACAGUUGUACUCACCUUACCUGAAAUUCUGUCGAGCCAAGAAGUACCACACCUGAGUGGUGGUGGAUUAACGGGCAUUUACAAUUUUGAUCAUCUUCACUUCCAUUGGGGCAGUGACUUCACGCGAGGCAGCGAACACAGAAUCUCUAAUCAAGCGUUCCCGGCAGAACUUCAUAUCGUUCACUACAAUCAAAGGUAUGCGGAUUUUGCAACAGCGUCUGCAUUUCCCGAUGGUAUAGCAGUAUUAGCUAUCUUGAUUGAGAUAUCAGCCAGGGAUAAUAUCGCUUUCCGUCACAUUCAACACUUUGAGAAUGUAAUCCAUCCAGGAGGUACUCCCACUUCUAACGUGCCAAUUCCAAUUCCACUUGAAGACCUGAUUCCUGAUGAUCCUGAUGCGUUUUUCCGAUAUGAUGGUUCGCUCACAACUCCUGAAUGCAACGAAUCAGUUACUUGGACUGUGUUUGAAACUCCCAUUGCGAUUUCAGCGCGUCAGUUGAACAAGUUCAGGGAGCUAUUCACCUCCGGGAAUGUUCCUAUGGUGGACAACUAUCGCCCGCUUCAAGCACUAAACAACCGUGUCAUAACUUACCGUUCAUCAGGUUUUAACUAAGAAUGCGUUUGCAGACGGCUAUACAUGAAUAUGCCGUGAAAAGUAAUACAAAUAUACAAGGACCUUUUGGGGAAAGG